Symbiodinium sp. CCMP2456 is the source of this 984-nucleotide messenger RNA. The record is from the annotation of a GenBank genome assembly. Lineage: Eukaryota; Dinophyceae; Suessiales; Symbiodiniaceae.
GUAUUCACCCAACUUCGCGAUCUGGCCAUUCAGCAGAAUUUCAAGGCAGAUGAUCAAGAAGGCUCAGACAAGGCCUUCAAGCUACAUUUUGCCCUUCAGGAUGUUCCAAUGUGUCGUGGUGCAUUUGCGCGCCUGCACUUGAUGGGCGUGAGCCCACGACUUACAUCUCUGCAGAAGAAUGUGAUGCAAGGCAAACGUCUCCCCGACGUUGAUGUCCGCUACUUGAAAAAAAGCAAGGGUAAGCAGCGGAGCAGCAAGAGUGGAGAGGUAUUUUCCUAUCUUCAAUCGCUUUACGAGUCCGUCGCGGAGACUUUACCUGAAAACGACAACACGAGGGAGGACUUCGACGACUCAGACAAGGAGGAAGUCAAGCAGAGCAACGAUAUCAUAUUACUUCACAGCAAACCUGACAGCUCGGAUCCCUUGACGCAAGAAGACCGUGUUCGUUACUUGCCUCCCGGUUCCAUGUUCGAAACUUACAAGCAAUAUCUUGCCUUGAAGAACACCUACUGCUGCUUCACGACCUUCGUUGCAAUUUGGAGGGACCACUUCAGUCACAUGCUGUUCCGGCAAAGUCAGCAACACGCUGUGUGUGCCGUGUGCACGCAGCACAAACUUCUGAUCAAGUGCCUGUCGCACAACUUGAAGGCUCAAAACAAGCAGCGCUGUCUCUACGAGCGACAUCUUGCAGCACAGUAUGAAGACCGCCAGCUCUAUUGGCGGGUUCGGGGUAGAUCCAGGAGCGGCCCCGACUCUCAGACGCUGAGUCUCAUCAUCGACAGCGUGGAUCAGCAGAAGUGCUCGUGGCCGCGAGCUCGGGCGUUCAAGUCCAAACAAUUCGACGCCUUUCAAAGGCCGCGUUUGCAUGUCACGGCCUGCCUAGCCCACGGCUAUUCUGCUCUGAUCUUCCUGUCCCACUCCGAUGUCUCGCAGUGCGGCUCAACCACUGUUGAGGAGAUACUUGGGGGUGGUGUUUUCCGUUGA